AUGGUAGUGUCAGACAGUCUCACAAAGUAUAGCCAUUUUAUUGCACUAAGCCACCCCUAUACAGCUGCUUCAGUUUCUACCAGGUUCAUAGAUACUGUUUUCAAAUUGCAUGGCAUGCCAAAGUCCAUUGUUUCUGACAUAGACAGUAUUUUCAUCAACAAUUUCUGGCAAGUGUUAUUUGCUAAGGUAGGCACUUCCCUGCAUCUCAGCACUUCAUAUCAUCCACAGACUGAUGGACAGACAGAAAGGGUGAAUGCUUGUGUGGAAUCCUACUUGAGAUCCAUAUAUGGCUAUCCACCACCACAAUUUGGAGUCCUUUCUGCUCAGGCAGGCAUUCAUGCUGCAAUUGAUUAUUUACAGCAGAGACAGGAAAUGGGAAAAGUCCUCAAGGAAGCCUUGGAGUCUGCACAACACAGAUUCAAGCAAAAGGCAGAUAAAAAGAGAUCAGAAGGAUCAUUCAAUGUACUUGCCAAGAUGGGUGUUGUAGCUUAUCAGCUGAAGUUACCAUCAGGCACUAGGAUUCAAUAUACAUUUCAUGUAUCACAACUGAAGCCUAAGAUAGGAGUUGGAGUAGUAGCUCAGACUCACUUGCCCUCAACUGACAGCAAUGGCCAACUGCAGAUGACUCCAGAUAGUGUACUAGCUACCAGAAGUAUUCAAAAGAACCAACAAGCUAUAUCCCAAGUUUUGGUGAAAUGGAAGGGUUUAACUGAUUUUGAAGCUACCUGGGAAGACAGCCAGCUCAUGAAGACACAAUUUCCAAAAUUCAUCCUUGAGGACAAGGAUGUUGUGGAGUAG
Messenger RNA from Papaver somniferum (opium poppy), 798 nucleotides. RefSeq lists its product as uncharacterized. NCBI's taxonomy places the organism in Eukaryota, Viridiplantae, Streptophyta, Magnoliopsida, Ranunculales, Papaveraceae. The transcript has 2 exons. Bases 1 to 798 code for a protein of 265 amino acids. Gene Ontology annotation, molecular function: nucleic acid binding. The record is from RefSeq and is a predicted model, not a curated record. Gene Ontology annotation, biological process: DNA integration.